UGCGUGACAGACUCGGCGCCCCCGUCCUCAGUUCCUCCCCCCACACUCUCCGCCUGGCAGGAAGAAGCGAUCAUGGCUGCUUCUGACGGGGACGAUUCUCUGUAUCCCAUCGCCGUCCUCAUCGAUGAGCUGCGGAAUGAGGACGUGCAGCUCCGUCUGAACAGUAUUAAGAAGCUCUCCACGAUUGCUUUGGCUUUGGGUGUAGAAAGGACCCGCAGUGAGCUUCUGCCAUUCCUGACAGAUACGAUCUAUGAUGAAGAUGAAGUGCUGCUGGCUUUGGCUGAACAAUUGGGGACCUUCACUACACUGGUUGGGGGACCAGAGUUUGUACACUGCUUACUGCCACCACUGGAGAGUUUGGCCACCGUUGAGGAGACUGUGGUGAGGGACAGAGCUGUGGAAUCCCUCCGAGCCAUUUCCCAUGAACAUUCUCCCGCCGACCUCGAGGCGCACUUUGUACCUCUGCUGAAGCGCUUGGCCAGCGGCGACUGGUUCACCUCACGCACUUCUGCUUGCGGUCUGUUCAGCGUGUGUUAUCCACGGGUCUCCAGCACCAUAAAAGCAGAACUUAGACAACAUUUCCGGAAUCUGUGCUCAGAUGACACCCCAAUGGUCAGGCGAGCAGCCGCCUCCAAAUUGGGGGAAUUUGCAAAAGUAUUGGAGCUGGAAUAUGUGAAAAGUGAAAUAAUCCCAAUGUUCUCCAACCUGGCAUCAGAUGAGCAGGAUUCUGUCCGCCUGUUGGCCGUGGAGGCCUGUGUGAAUAUCGCUCAGCUUCUACCUCAAGAAGAGCUCGAACCGCUGGUGAUGCCGACACUGAGACAAGCAGUUGAGGAUAAGUCCUGGCGUGUUCGGUACAUGGUGGCGGACAAAUUCACAGAGCUCCAGAAAGCAGUUGGCCCAGAAAUCACGAAGACGGACUUGGUUCCGGCUUUCCAGAAUCUGAUGAAGGACUGUGAGGCCGAGGUGCGAGCUGCGGCUUCCCACAAAGUUAAAGAAUUAUGCGAGAACUUGUCAGCCGACUGUCGGGAGAAUAUCAUCAUGACUCAGAUCCUCCCAUGUGUCAAGGAAUUGGUUUCAGACGCCAACCAGCACGUGAAGUCCGCCCUGGCAUCCGUCAUCAUGGGUCUGUCCCCCAUCCUGGGGAAGGAAAAUACUAUAGAACAUCUUCUUCCUCUUUUCUUGGCCCAGCUGAAGGAUGAGUGUCCAGAGGUGAGACUCAACAUCAUCUCCAACCUGGACUGUGUAAACGAGGUCAUCGGCAUCCGCCAGCUUUCCCAGUCCCUUCUGCCAGCUAUCGUGGAGCUGGCUGAGGACGCCAAGUGGCGAGUGCGCCUGGCCAUCAUCGAGUAUAUGCCUCUCCUCGCAGGCCAGCUGGGUGUGGAGUUCUUUGAUGAGAAGCUGAACUCGUUAUGUAUGGCCUGGCUUGUGGAUCACGUAUAUGCCAUCAGAGAGGCAGCUACCAGCAACCUGAAGAAGUUGGUGGAAAAGUUUGGUAAAGAGUGGGCUCAGGCCACCAUCAUCCCCAAAGUGCUGGCAAUGUCCAACGACCCGAACUAUCUGCACCGAAUGACCACCUUGUUCUGUAUCAAUGUACUCUCUGAAGUUUGUGGACAGGACAUCACCACUAAGCACAUGUUGCCCACAGUAGUGCGGAUGGCAGGCGAUGCCGUGGCGAAUGUGCGAUUUAAUGUUGCCAAGUCUCUCCAGAAGAUCGGUCCCACACUGGACAACAGCACCCUACAGAAUGAUGUGAAACCAGUCCUGGAGAAAUUAACGCAAGACCAAGAUGUAGAUGUGAAAUACUUUGCACAGGAAGCCCUCACAGUGCUGGCUUUAGCGUGAGGAUAAUCCUUCUAGAGAUGCCGGGGUUGACACUCCAUCACAAGGCCGACUCUCUCUUGCACGACUCCUGUUCUGCAUUUGUCCUCAUGGCUCCGCACUGUAACCCACCCUUAGUCCGAUCCUUCUCAGUGAUGUCGUUUUUACCUCCCGGAUCUCUUGCUCUGCUUCCAUAGUCCCGAACUCUACUCACAAUAAAUUUUUAGCGGCUGUGGCUUUCAAACCCUCUCCUGCAGCUUUCCUGUCCUAAGGGACGCCGAAAGGGGAUCAUUUGUUCAUAUGGGUGCUUUGUUUUUAACGCAAGUUCUAAUGCGAGUAUAUGGGAGGGAAAAUGGCAGCUUUUUUGGGUGAAAUAUCGCUUUCAGAUCUGUGCAUUUAUUCCUGAAAAGUGCUGUAAGUGUUACAUUGUACAAAUAAAUAAAGGUUCUACAAACUUUUGUCAGUCCACUUGGUGUUGGUUCCCUUCUUAUAGCUUUAUACCCUAUGAAGCGGCCAGUAAAGGCUUAGAUUUGUGUCGUCUGUUAACUUGACUAUGACUUCUCUGUCAGAUUAGCAACAGGAUCUGAGGACUUUAUUAUGUUUUAAGGACUUAAGGGGUGUACUGUGGUUAACCAACCAGGCUCUGCUUGCAUUGUCUGUUUUCUCUUCUUGAAUAGUAACCCAUAACCUUUUAUUUCUACCCCAAUAACCUAUACGCUAGCUGGCAACUAGCUGCCCUUCUCUGACCUUUGCUCCCGGUGCUGCCUAACAACUGGCCUCCACUCUGUACUUGGCUGUGCAAACAAAACAUCUAGCUACACUCCAGUGACCUCAAAUGAAAGCAACUUUUAUUGUUCAGGACAAAAAAAACGCAGUCUGCCCAGAUCAUCUCCGCCCAACGCAUUUUGCCCAAAUAGGGGAAAGGUUGUAAAGAUGCUAACGUCUAGUAUUAAGCUUUUUUUAUGGAUGAAUGGCAUCAGAGCAGUGAAGGCCUAGGUAGACAUUCUGUGUGUCUGGAACAAUUCAUUUAAUGUCAUUGGAGUGCGGUUGGAUGUUUUUUUUUUUUGCAUAUACCGCGAAGUGCGGCCCAGCACCCUUGCUUAAAGAUGCUGACACAGGACCUGGGAGCUACGGUUCUAUUUUUUUUUUCUGCACUGUGUACUUGCCAGUCUAUAUGCUUUCUGCUUGCCAAGGCAGCUUCUUUCCUAGCAAACCCGAACCCCGACAUCAGCUGGACUGACAAAGGUUUGCCAAACCCUUGUGCAUAUUUAUUGGACGGCCUCUCUUCCUUCACUUACUGUAUUAAGAAUGAAGUACAGUCACGCUAUGCCUCUGUAACUUACUAAAUGCUUUCUUACUCAAGCCUCCAUCCUUUGGGUAGCGUAGAAUGUUGUACGUCUUAUAUAGCUCGCCGGGUUUGCCCGGAUGCCUUCUGGAGCCUGAAGAGGAGUGUAGGGUUAUAUAUAUCGCAGUUGCGCACUGUACUUAUAGAUGUCACAGACUGCAUGUGUACUAAAUGAAGUGUAACACAUUGUACUUCAUCUGCGCUGCCUUUGAUUGUAAAAUUGCAUAAAAAUACACCGACAUUUGAGCUAGUU
Molecule: messenger RNA, 3416 nt
Organism: Rana temporaria (common frog)
Lineage: Eukaryota; Metazoa; Chordata; Amphibia; Anura; Ranidae
Product: serine/threonine-protein phosphatase 2A 65 kDa regulatory subunit A alpha isoform
Exons: 16
Coding region: 73-1842 (589 amino acids)
Biological process (GO): protein dephosphorylation
Cellular component (GO): protein phosphatase type 2A complex; cytoplasm
Molecular function (GO): protein phosphatase regulator activity; protein binding
Source: RefSeq, a predicted model, not a curated record